This is a messenger RNA of Phaedon cochleariae (mustard beetle), 4670 nucleotides long. Lineage: Eukaryota; Metazoa; Arthropoda; Insecta; Coleoptera; Chrysomelidae. The record is from the annotation of a GenBank genome assembly.
ACAGUUUUCAUUCAUAUCAGAUGUAUGCAAACUUUGGUUUUGGUGGCAAUAUUAUUCAAAAUACUACACAAUUUCCUGAUGUUGAGCAGUAAUUUUGAACACAUCAUUUGAUAGAGAAGAAACUGAAGUAACAAGAAUAAUUAUAUGCAGCUCCCAAUAUGAGUGCAGUCUGUGGUGUGGAUAACUAACUGGCCUCUUGAAGACAGCAAAAGUGGACAGCACUUGGUUUAUAUCUGCAACAGGAAGCAAGAGUGGAAAGCUCUGAUCUACCAUUAUUUAACACUGCCCACAUGUCGACGAUAUCAACGAACGCCCCCUCGUCGGCGGACGCCUGCCUCAGCAUCGUGCACAGCCUGAUGUGCCACCGGCAGGGGGGCGAGAGCGAGGGCUUCGCCAAGCGGGCCAUCGAGUCGCUGGUGAAGAAGCUGAAGGAGAAGCGCGACGAGCUGGACUCGCUGAUCACGGCGAUCACCACUAGCGGCGCGCAUCCGAGCAAAUGCGUCACCAUUCAGCGCACGCUGGACGGCCGGCUGCAGGUGGCUGGACGGAAAGGUUUCCCGCACGUGAUCUACGCUCGGAUCUGGCGCUGGCCCGACCUGCACAAGAACGAGCUCAAGCACGUCAAGUACUGCCAGUUCGCGUUCGACCUGAAAUGCGACUCGGUGUGUGUCAACCCGUACCACUACGAGCGCGUCGUCUCGCCGGGCAUCGACCUCUCGGGGCUGACGCUGCAGUCGGGCGGGCCCAGGCUGGUCAAAGACGAGUACACUGCGGGGCAGCCGGGAGGCGGCAUCGACCUGGAGGGCAUCGAGGGCAUCUCGCAGACGGUGCAGCACCAUCCGCCGCAGCAGGGCUUCGGAAUGCAGGCGAUGCAGCCGGCCUCGACGAGUGAUCCAGGAAUGUUUAACUCGUCGAAUAGGCCCGUUCUGGGCUCGACGACUGUUCCCAAAGUGGAAGGAGGAUCGGAAUCCAGGUCGAAUUGGGUGCCUCAUAUGCACAUGCAUCGUCAAAACACAGUCUCUUCUACUAACCCAACACCAAUUCAUGUCAGCUCGUCUGAACAAUUCUACAAUGCACCACAGUCACAAGGAGUACCUGAUAGUAGAGCACAAGAAAGUGUCACACAAAAUUUGGCGGUCAAUUCUCCCGUCUCGCCGCAUCUCCAGCAGAACGGCAACAACGGCACCGUGUCAGGCGCCCAGGGCACCCCCGCCCCCACCAUGGGGGAGGCUUUCACGGGCGCGGGGGGCACUUGGACGGGCUCCAACACGCUCACCUACACGCAGUCGAUGCAGCCGCCGGACAACAGGAACCACCAUUCGCCAUACUGGAACCACAACUCCCCUAGUCAGAUAGGUUCCGAGGUGAUAGCAGGUCUGCUGUCGAAUCAGCCGGCCCCUGAGUACUGGUGCUCAGUGGCCUAUUUCGAGCUCGAUGCGCAAGUCGGGGAGACCUUCAAGGUGCCCUCGAACUGCCCCAACGUGACCAUCGACGGGUACGUCGACCCUUCGGGCGGCAACCGCUUCUGCCUCGGCGCCCUGAGCAACGUCCAUCGCACGGACCAGAGCGAACGCGCGCGCCUGCACAUCGGCAAGGGCGUGCAGCUCGACCUCAGGGGCGAGGGGGACGUGUGGCUCAGGUGCCUGAGCGACCACUCGGUCUUCGUGCAGAGCUACUACCUGGACAGGGAGGCGGGGCGGCAGCCGGGAGACGCGGUGCACAAGAUCUACCCUGCGGCGUACAUCAAGGUAUUCGACUUGCGCCAGUGCCACCACCAAAUGACAACGCAAGCUGCGACUGCUCAAGCGGCUGCAGCUGCACAAGCAGCUGCGGUAGCUGGGCAUAUUCCCGGUCCUCACUCUGUCGGAGGAAUUGCCCCAGCCAUAAGCCUCUCGGCGGCGACGGGCAUCGGCGUGGACGACCUGCGCCGUUUGUGCAUCCUGCGGCUGAGCUUCGUCAAGGGCUGGGGGCCCGAUUACCCGCGCCAGUCGAUCAAGGAGACGCCAUGCUGGAUCGAGGUACACCUACACAGGGCGCUGCAGCUGCUCGACGAGGUGCUGCACACGAUGCCGAUCGACGGGCCGAGAGGCAUCGAGUGAGGCGGAACGAGUGAGUUGGGCAUGCUUCCGAGAAUUGACGCGAAAUUGUGAUUUUUUUUUUCAACAGCCGGAACUACUAAACGAUAGGGAAGGUCAUGAAUGACACUAUUUAUUGAAGGGUAUACUUUUCUUCUUUGUACAAGGUUUGGCAAACAGUGCUACGGUCUCCACAGGUCUGUUGAGGAAAGGAAGUAUACAAGACUCUAAAUUUUACGAAAUAUUCUCAAACCUCAUUGUCAGAUUGAUCCAAUGAACUCAAUGUAAACACCUGGAAGGUACCCUCUGUGAACGACGAGGUGCUGCAAACGAUGCCGAUCGACGGGCCGAGAGGCAUCGAGUGAGGCGGAACGAGCGAAAUUGUGAUUUUUUUUCAACAGCCGGAACUACUAACGAUAGGGAAGGUCAUGAAUGACACUAUUUAUUGAAGGGUAUUCUUUUUUUUUUCAUUAUUCCAAAUUUUUUGGGAUUUUCUCUCCUCGUUUAUAUAAAAUUAAAAUAUGAAUAUUAUUCCAAUAUACGUGUAGUAAGGACAAAUCAGAUGAUUUGCCCCAAAAUGUUACUGCGUUUAAAGAAUUUGCCUACCAGAGAGCCUAAAAGAAAAAUUCACCAGCUUGUCAGUGACAAUUUUUUUUAGGCUCUCUGGUAGGAAUAGUUAUUUGUUUAACUAGGCAGCAAAGUAGUAAAUUUACUGCCGAGGCUGAAUUCAUAGCCGAGCUUAGCGAGGCUAGGAAUCCAGCUAAGGCAGUCAAUCUAAUUUGCUGACGAGUUGAACAUAUAAUUUUUUCUCCAAUUGUUCAUAAUGAUAUAUAUCUUUAUUUUUCCUGUAGUGUUCAAUUAAAAUAAAAUUUGAUAGAAAUCGCAGUUGUUGGAAUGGUUGGUUGCUAUGGAAAUGUCCAUAAUAAUUAUAGUUUGACAAUUCAUGAAAUUUCUGACAGUUGUGCGAAAAAAUAUCGGUAUAUUUAAAUUAUUAUAUAAUAGACAGUGAUAGCGACCUGGAAGUACUCACACCUCCAGAAAUAAGGGAGGUGGCAAAAAAUAGAGAGUUGAAUUUGUUGCCGGAGAAGUCUCGGAUGAAAUAUGAAGGAAAUUAUAAACGAUUUAUGGAUUAUUAAUUUUGCUGAUACAUAUCAAUCAGCAAAGUACCCAGUUUGCUACCUAGGCAGGAAAAGUAAUACUUUGCUGAUUGAGAUGUGUCAGCAAAAUUAAUAUUUGCUGCCACUCGGAGAAAAAAGUCUUUAAACGCAGUGACAUUUUGGGGAAAAUCAUCUGAUUGGUCCUUACUACACGUAUAUUGAAAUAAUAUUCAUAUUUUUAUUUUAUAGAAACGAGGAGAGAAAAUCUCAAAAAAAUUUGAAUAAUGAAUGUACCACCUCCUCGAUUAACCUACAGACAGUAAAAUUGUUUUUUUGUACAAGGUUUGGCAAACAGUGCGACGGUCUCCACAGGUCUGUUGGGGAAAGAAAUUCGAAGGGAGCAUACAAGACUCUAAAUUAUACGAAAUAUUCUCAAACCUCAUUGUCAGAUUGAUCCAAUGAACUCUGUGAACGACGAGUGAGGCAAAAAUAUUGUUCAGGCAACCCACAGUGUUAACGGAUACCUAUCUCUUUCUAUCUUAUGUUGGCUAAUGGGAAGCGCUUGUAUUAUUUGAAAUAUUUUCUCGUUUUUUUUUUUUAUUUAGGAGUAAACGUGAUUAAAUAUAAAUAUCUAUUUAGGAAAAAGGAUAAUGUUGCAAUCAAUUAUCAUUAAAAAAUUAUUAUAGAUUUUUUUAUUGACUUAGAAAUGAAAUUUCAUUUUAUUCUUACAGGAUUAGGAAGUCAAAUGAAUACAAAAUUGAAAUUAUAUAUUUUCAUUCAGAUGUCACAAUAUAUUGUACAGGGUGAGCGAAGCACAACGUCUCAGCAUUAUCAGAAGAAAAAGAAAAACGAUAGGAAAAAUUUGAAAAAAGGGUCUUGAAUGGUAUUGAGUACCUAAGGUCCAUUUUGAGCAUAAUUUCCAUAGGUUCCCAUUUGUCCAUCAGGUCACUGCCUACAAACAUUUCCCUAUUAGAAAUUAAAAAAAUAAAUUCAAUCGAUAAUCAGUGACACCUUGAAUCAGAGCUGAGACAUGUGUUUAGCUCAUCCUGUAAACUACUUUUACAGUACUUUUACAUACAUAAAAUCUAAUAGUUCUUGAAUAAAACAAGUUUCGACAGUUUUUGUCGAACUUGGGUCAUUUUCCAAUGUAACUCCAAAUUCGUCAUUCUACUAUGGUGAAACAUCCUACACUUGAAAUAUUUCAAGAACUAUAUUUUCCAAAAAUCUGAACAAUAUUCACUUACCCAUGGAAUGACAAUUUCCUUUUGUCUUGCUCGAUCUUGCAUCCAAAGGCGACACAAUAAAUCACCAUUGUUUAUCAAUAUGAAAUCACAAACCUUCUCAACAAUCAGUUCACACCAACAAAUUCAGUCCUUUUGAUGAAACAAAACAGGCCAGAUGAAGAUAUAUUUCACAUAACCAAAAACAAUGAGCUUAUGUCUUCUCUUUCUUGCCUGUUCAGAUGAGAGAAAAAAAUCUAAAGUACUCCAAUUACUAG